UGAAACAAAUAAAUUAAAGAUGGAGAAGAAGUUGAGAUUAGCAAGAGCACUUGUUGUUCUUCUCAUUCUUGCCAUUUCCACUUGUUCUAUAGAGGCAAGACCCGCAGAAUGUAAGCCGAGUGGGAAGCUAAAGGGCAUUAAACCACCCAAAGGAAAAUGUAACAAGAAAAACCAUUCAGAUUGUUGCAAAGAGGGGAAGUCCUACACCACCUACAAAUGCUCUCCUCCUCUUUCAAGCAGCACUAAGGCAGUCCUGACAAUAAACAGCUUCGAGAAGGGCGGCGACGGGGGAGGGCCAUCUGAGUGUGACAACAACUACCACUCCGAUGACACCCCGGUGGUGGCGCUGUCCACGGGGUGGUACAGCGGCGGAGACCGCUGCUUUCGCAACAUCACCGUCCACGGGAACGGGCGGAGCGUGAUCGCUAUGGUGGUGGAUGAGUGUGACUCGGCGCAGGGGUGCGAUGAAACGCAUGACUAUCAGCCGCCGUGUCCUAACAACAUUGUGGAUGCGUCCAAAGCGGUGUGGAAAGCGUUGGGUGUGCCUGAAAACCAAUGGGGCUGGCUUGAUGUAACCUGGUCCUUGUCCUAGCUAGAUUAGAUUCAUUCAUCUCAUAUGAACCGAUCCACUUCCUCCGUUUUCAGCGCUCUUUACCUUUAUGUUCUCCUUUCAAAUAAUGUGCAGCUCCUAAAGCCUCAGGUGCGCAUGCCCGCGCACUUUUAAUUUCCAAAUUUCUCAAUUUUAAAUAAAUCUUCAAACUUCUUAUAUUGUUAUU
Ipomoea nil (Japanese morning glory) is the source of this 776-nucleotide messenger RNA. RefSeq names its product putative ripening-related protein 1. The transcript has a single exon. Bases 20 to 592 code for a protein of 190 amino acids. The record is from RefSeq and is a predicted model, not a curated record. Lineage: Eukaryota; Viridiplantae; Streptophyta; Magnoliopsida; Solanales; Convolvulaceae.